Molecule: messenger RNA, 2230 nt
Organism: Anneissia japonica
Lineage: Eukaryota; Metazoa; Echinodermata; Crinoidea; Comatulida; Comatulidae
Product: DNA-directed RNA polymerases I, II, and III subunit RPABC1
Exons: 8
Coding region: 124-756 (210 amino acids)
Biological process (GO): DNA-templated transcription
Cellular component (GO): RNA polymerase III complex; RNA polymerase II, core complex; RNA polymerase I complex
Molecular function (GO): DNA binding; DNA-directed RNA polymerase activity
Source: RefSeq, a predicted model, not a curated record
GCGCGAGGUGGCGAAUAAUCGCGAGUCGAGUAAAUUUCAUGCUUGCUUCUUUUUUGUGCGAAAACAACAAAUGUACGUACGUAGGCCUACAUUAUUAUUAGAAUCGACGAUAUAGCAUAGACAAUGGAUGAUGAAUCAGAAACGUGGAAGUUAUGGCGAAUUCGAAAAACAAUCAUGCAGCUGUGUCACGACAGGGGUUAUUUGGUGACCCAGGAUGAGUUAGACCAGACACUUGAUGAGUUCAAAGUUCAAUUUGGUGAUAAACCAAGUGAAGAUCGACCACGAAGGCAAGACCUAACCAUACUUGUAGCUCACAAUGAUGAUCCCACAGAUCAGAUGUUUGUUUUCUUUCCUGAUGAGCCAAAAGUUGGAAUCAAGACAAUAAAAUUAUACUGUAAGAGAAUGCAGGACGAGAACAUUAGCCGAGCAAUUAUUGUUGUCCAAGUUGGUAUGACACCUUCUGCAAAACAAUCUUUAGGGGACAUGGCUCCUAAGUACAUUUUGGAACAGUUUCUGGAACCUGAACUUCUGAUCAACAUUACUGAACAUGAAUUUGUUCCUGAGCAUGUUGUCAUGACUAAUGAGGAAAAAGCAGAACUUCUGGCAAGAUAUAAAUUAAAAGAACAUCAGCUACCAAGAAUUCAGGUUGGUGACCCAGUUGCAAGAUAUUUUGGACUCAAGAGAGGACAGGUUGUUAAGAUUAUUCGACCAAGUGAGACAGCUGGCAGAUACAUCUCAUACCGACUCGUUCAAUGAAUCAAGGAAGUUAUAGGAUUUUUGGAAGGUAUAAGAAUGUAUCAAUUGAUGUGAUGACACCCACAGUAUGUUGAUAAUGAUGACGAUGUUGAUGACAUCACAAUAAAAGAUUAUAUUUGUAUGGAUGCUGAGAUCAUUUUAAUGCACUGAAGAGAAUAACAAAUAUGCCCUACAUAAUAAAUCUAGUGCAUUUUUGCAACUCUUUAAAUUUAAUGAUUUCUCUGGCUUUGUAUUGUAUUGAGAUCAUAGAGCAAUUCUUUGCUUUAUGGCGAGAUGCACAGGCAGUGCCACUAGAAAACUCUUACUCUGCCUGUCGUUAAGAACUUAGGUAUUUCUGGGUUUUUUUUGUUUUUGUUUUUUUUUUCAAAUCAAGACAAUGAAAAAAGUCAUCUUUCAGCCAAUAAGCUAUCUAAAUUUUCCAACAUAUACAUAGUGAUGUAGAUAUAUGCCCUUGUUUUAGAUAGGAAAGUAUGGGCUUAGUAUGAACAGGGUGUGUUGGUAAAGAAUAGCAGCCUGCUGUUGAUGCAGUUUCCUCAUGCAAUUUCUUUACAUAUGCCAAUUUCAGACCUAAUAUCAAAUCAUAUUGUUCUUAUAUUGUAUUAUAAAUAAUAUAAUGAAUAUGCACUAAGUGCAUUGUUGGGAUGUGUAUAUGCUUAAAAAAGAAUAAAUUAAUUGUCUUCCAAUAAAAAUCCUAGUAAAGCCUAAUGUAACCCUAAACAUUUAUCCUAUACUUAGAAUAAGUGUGAUUGGCCAUUGGCCAAUGAAAGCUCAUCCACUCUUUGUUAAUUUAAUUUAAUUUCAUACAGAUUUGGAUUCAAGCUAAGUUUUAAUGCAAUUAUCACAGUCCCACACAUUCAUUAGUCAAUAAGUGUAUUGGUAAUACACUUACCAUCCAUUCCCCCCCCCCCCCAGUUUUUAAAUAUUCAAAAAUCUAUUUUAUUAACCAUUUUAGAGUGGAAAAUUCAGUAGUGCAACAUAUCAAAGAGUGUUUUCUUCCGGAGACUGGCUUAUUUUAUCCAACUUUGACUGUUUACUGUCAUGCUAGCCCUUACCAUCACCAUGGUAAAAUAACCACUUAAAGAUGGUGGGAUAAAUUGGGUUUGUCUAAUUGACUGUGCUUGAGUUUUGUACAGCCCUAAAGUUUAUCUCUCCUCAACCCAAAAUACUCAAGCAGUGUGGUAAAUAGGGAUGGCGAACUUCACCAGCAUAUGGUUUGUUGGAUACUGGUGUUGUUUUUCUAUAUUCGUAUAAUAAAAGAAAACCAACACCAGACAUCCAACAACAUAUGUUUUGUUGGAUGACAGGUGUUAUUUUUCUUUUAUAGGAUUACAGAACCUCAAUUAUUUUCAUUGUUUUAAAUUUUAUUGCUGCUGUUUGUAAGGUUAACUACUAGUAGUAGUAAUAUUGAUAAGUACAUUAACACUAAACUAAGUAUGGUGGACAUAUUAAAAACACAACUGAAUUUUGUACACAA